UUCCGGCGAGAGGUUAGCAACAAAGGCCGGAGUGGGGAAGGAACCUCAAAAAAACGGGCCUACAUAUACACUGCCCAGCUGCAGUUCUUAAGGCCAGUAAUGGAUUUGAGGCCAACUGUGGACAGUCUGGAUCCCUCGGCUGAUUCCGAGACGUCUGGGAGUGAGACCCCUGCGGUUUUCUCCCCCGCCACAAGUCCUGCUCCCACGCCGGCUGAGGACCCCGAGGACUCCACCCAGAGCCAAGGCCCCCAACCACUAUCCAGUCCACCGCGGAUAGUUCAACCCCAGCCCAGACAUCGCCGCCGUGUCCCUCCCUCUUCCUCUGUGCCAGAGAGUCGGGAAGUAAUUGAUGCCCGAGUCAUCGAUUUUCUGGCCCAGAGGAGGAGUGAUGGCAAGGAGGAGAAACUGUUGAGGGGACUGGGGCCGCUACUGCAGCAGGUCCCUGCGAAUGAGCAGCCAGACUGCAUGGCUUGCUUAAAUAUGGUGAUAAAAAUGUUUACUUGCCCCAACCAUGGAGACCUCAUUGGGCCAUUGCAUGCAUUGAAACUCCAGGUUGAAAAUGCAGGCCAGCAGCCAAAUCCUGCCCCAUAUUCAUUCCCACCCCAACCCACCCAAGGCCCUUCUUAUGCCCCCCCCCCUUCCCCAGUACCUUCCACCUCAGGGGCCUAUUCAUCCUGGGGGCCAGCCCCUUUACCAGCCCCAAUUACCAACAGGUGCCCCAACACAGGCCCAGGUUAG
This is a messenger RNA of Bufo gargarizans (Asiatic toad), 738 nucleotides long. RefSeq names its product pollen-specific leucine-rich repeat extensin-like protein 2. Lineage: Eukaryota; Metazoa; Chordata; Amphibia; Anura; Bufonidae. The coding region runs from base 100 to 738 and encodes 212 amino acids. The record is from RefSeq and is a predicted model, not a curated record. The transcript is spliced from 2 exons.